AUGAGCUUUCAAGAAUAUGCCAAACACCAAGUCCCCUCUCAAGGUGUGGCAGCAGCCAUUUUUCAGCUCAAUACUUCUGUUGCUGCUUUUCGACGUUUGGUGGAUGCUGUCGGAACCGCCAAGGACACUCCCGAUCACCGCCGCAAGCUGCAUGAAAGCAGACAACGAAUACUUCAGAUAGUGAAAGUUACUACAGCUCAGCUGAAAUCCUUAACUCAGUCUGAUAAGACUCACCAUCACCAUUUUUCAGCUACUUCUAAGAUUAAGAAGAUAGAAGAUGUGAAGCUUGCAAAAGAUUUCAAAACAGUGUUACAAGAAUUCCAAAAUGUCCAAAACCUUGCCUCUCAGAGGGAAUCUUCUUAUACUCCUACUUCAUUAUCACCAUCAUCCUUUGAAACAACCAUACCUGAAUCUACUGAGGAUCCCCAGUCUUCCCACCAACCUUUCCUUCAGGAGCACCAAAGGCAGGAAGUAGUUGUAAUGUACAAUGAUAUUGUUUUAAAUGAAGCCCUUAUUGAGGAAAGGGAACAGGACAUGAAAGAAAUACAAUUCCAAAUUAAAGAAACAAAUGAGAUUUUCAAGGACCUUGCUGUUCUUGUCCAUGACCAAGGCAUAGUUAUUGAAGAAGUUAAUACAAACUUGGACUCUGCCUCUAUUGCCACUACUGAAGCUAAUUCUCAACUGGCCAAGGCUUCCAAAAGUAUCAAAUCCUUAUGUUCUUGGGUGGUGGAUGGUGGUGGUUCUUGUGCUGGUCUUGGUUAUCUUUCUACUUGUCCUUAUCUUAUAAUAACAACAGUCUUUUAA
Cannabis sativa is the source of this 804-nucleotide messenger RNA. RefSeq names its product syntaxin-22. The transcript is spliced from 7 exons. Gene Ontology annotation, cellular component: endomembrane system; SNARE complex; membrane. Lineage: Eukaryota; Viridiplantae; Streptophyta; Magnoliopsida; Rosales; Cannabaceae. Bases 1 to 804 code for a protein of 267 amino acids. Gene Ontology annotation, biological process: intracellular protein transport; vesicle fusion; vesicle-mediated transport. Gene Ontology annotation, molecular function: SNAP receptor activity; SNARE binding. The record is from RefSeq and is a predicted model, not a curated record.